Cladocopium goreaui is the source of this 2477-nucleotide messenger RNA. Lineage: Eukaryota; Dinophyceae; Suessiales; Symbiodiniaceae. The record is from the annotation of a GenBank genome assembly.
AUGGUGCUGUUGGCGCUGGGCGCCUGGAUGUUGAGCUCCGUGACCAGUCAGAGCGGCUUCGUCAUGAACAGCGCCACCCCAAGGGGCAGCAAGGUGGCCAUGAGAGGAUUCAAGGAUGACUUCUAUGCCUGGAAGGAGACCUUGAGCUCGGAAGAUCAGGCACUCUUGCUGAAGCAGGCGCAGAAUGAGUUCAACAAGAAGUUCCGCGCUUCGGAUGAGUUCAAGAAGAGCGUCUCAGAAGACAAGAUCGAAUCCUUCGGAAAGGUCUUGCAGAAGUUCUUCGACAACGAGCGGGAGGACUACAAGAAGGAUGUCGCCAUGAAGACCCCCGACUAUGAUGCCCUGCAGAAGAAAGCCAACCAGGUGGCUUAUGACUUCAGCCUCAAGCGCGCCGUCAUCGAAGUGGACCGUGAUGCGGACCGCCGCUGGUCCUUCGCCACGGAUAAGAUGAAGCUGGCCGAAGACAAGGACGAGGUCGCCCCCAACUCGGCUCCUUUGGAGGAGAUGUACCUGUUUGCCAACGAUGGUGAGAACCACACCAACAACGUGAAGCAGCUGGAGAACAUGAAGAAAGCCAUGGAGGAUGCUUCUGCCCCAGCUGAUGCGGCCAAGAUCAAGAAGAUGUUGGAUGGUUUCAAGAUCCCAGCGGCUGGUGAGGACUUUGCCGUGAAGCUUCCCCGCAAGCUGAUCGAUGACUUGAAGAACACCGCCGGCGGCAUUGCGGCUCAGAAGGAAGGCAAGUCGGACAGCGAGUUGGAUGAGAUGUGGUGGAAGCAGGCUGGGGAGCUGGUUGCUGGCUACUACAAGCAGCGUGCGGAGGUGGAGAAGGACGUGGAAGGCUUGAAGAAGUUCUUCCGAUCCCAGAAGGACAUGCCUGGCAAGACCAAGGCCGACAUCGUGAAGCAGAUCUGGAAGGAGCUGCCCAAGCACAUGGACACCCCAGUGGCUCCCUUGGAUGAGGAGAUGUUGGUGGACUUGGCCAAGGAGCCGGCUGUCAUUGAAGGUGAGUUCAAGCACAGCUGGGGCACUGCAGAGAAGCUUUACAAGUCCGAGGCCAUCGAUUCCUUCGGCAACCGCUACCUGCUGGGCGUCUUCGAGAACAAGGCUGAUGCCGAGAAGGCCUUCGAUUCCUGGAACAAGGAAUACGAGCAGGCCGGAAAGGACGUGAAGGAGAACUUGAAGAACUGGGCCAAGCAGCAGGAAGCGGAGCUGGCCGAGGAGCAGGACUCCGUGGAUCGCAUUCGCAAGGCUUUGGAGGAAGCGCGUGCUCGACCGUCCCGCCCCAGAUCUGCUGGUGUUCCCAUGGUGGAUGCGUUUGGGGUGGCCUUGAAACCCAGGUGUGGUUCGCCGGCCUUGGCGGCGCGGCACAGCCGCUUCGCCCAGGAGGGGCGUCAGCUCUGCCAUUUGGCGGUGAAGCAAGGCCGUGCGCUGGAGGAGUCAGCGCAGCUUGGCGUUGGAAAUCCCGGGAGAGAGGCCGCGCAGGAGCCCUUGGAGUUGCGCCCCACGGCGCCACCGGGGCGCGCCGCCGGCGUGGCCGCCGGCCGCGCCAUGGCGCUGCUGGCGGCCGCGGCGCCCAGGGCGCCCAGUCCCGAGGAGAAGGUGCCUGCCUCCAAGUUCGCCACAGCACCGGGCAAAAUAAGCCCGGAGCCUGAAGAAGCCGUGCUGAUGCGAAGUGCGCCAGAAGUGUUGCAGCUGGCAUCAGCAGUUCAUGAGCGCUCUUCCGGUUCCGAAACUUUAUGCUUCGGAACCCCUCUUCUGGGCAAUGAACGUGGCUGGGAACUGCAUGUACCGGAGCCAGAAGCGAAAACGAGCACGAGGUCACAGGAGUGGCCGGAAAUGGCGCCGGUCGAGAAGGCGACCAAGGUCACAUCUCCCAAGCACGCCCUGCCGGAUGUCCCCGGCGCGCCCCGGGGUCGACAUUUGAAGGUCGACGAUGCUCGGCCACUGCCCAAAAGCACGUCGCCUGUCUCCCGGUCACCGCGGAAAACCGUGGUCACCGGUGGCAACACUGUGGCGGCACCGGUAACGCCGGUGGUGUUGCCACCGGCGCAGAGCAAGGAGGAAACGAUGUGGGCGGAAGAAGUACCUUUCCCGGUACCGGCACUCCCUGACCGCAUCGCUUGGCCGUCGCGCUUCGCGCACAUCGCCGUCGCGACGAGGCGCGGCAGGUCUGUGACCCCGCCGCGCCAGGCGCCAGGUGAAUCGUGGCGCCCGGAGCAUCUGCCGGUGGAGUGCUUGAUCCGCUGCCGGCGAAGGAAGAAGGGGCCCAAGGAAAAACUCCUUGUGCUGCCGUGCUUAGCCAACUUGGAUGAUCCGCGAUUCCAACAUCUCUUUGAGACACUGGAAGCCGAACAGCCGGAUUUGAUGUCCGAAAGCAUGUUGCACUUGCAGGGCUGUGGCAGGGUCAAUUAGGCCCAGCCAUGGCUCAGCCCAGGCCUUUUUGGGAUGAUCUUUGGAAGUCGUUUGGGGUCGAGGGG